Messenger RNA from Acanthisitta chloris (rifleman), 1941 nucleotides. It is a transcript of the gene MELTF, whose product is annotated as antigen p97 (melanoma associated) identified by monoclonal antibodies 133.2 and 96.5. The record is from RefSeq and is a predicted model, not a curated record. Gene Ontology annotation, cellular component: early endosome; recycling endosome; plasma membrane. The annotation marks the transcript as partial. The transcript has 12 exons. Lineage: Eukaryota; Metazoa; Chordata; Aves; Passeriformes; Acanthisittidae. Gene Ontology annotation, biological process: iron ion transport.
UUUCCUUCUCUUUCUUCCUAUGCUGCAGAGCUUGGAACUUCUUAUUAUGCUGUGGCUGUGGUAAGGAAGAAUUCCAACAUCACCAUCAACAGCUUGAAGGGUGCCCGUUCCUGUCACACAGGCAUCAACAGAACUGCAGGCUGGGAUGUGCCAGUGGGUUAUCUCACUGACAGUGGGCGCCUGGCAGCAAUGGGAUGUGACUUUCCCAGAGCUGUAAGUGACUAUUUCAAUGCAAGCUGUGUUCCUGGAGCAAAUGUUGCCAACUAUCCCAAAUCCCUCUGUCAGCUCUGCAAAGGGAAUUCGGAUGGACGGAACAAAUGCGAACGCAAUUCCCAAGAGCAAUACUAUGACUACAGUGGAGCUUUCAGGUGUUUGGCUGAAGGUGCUGGAGAGGUUGCUUUUGUGAAGCACAGCACAGUGCCUGAAAAUACAGAUGGGAGAAGUCUUUCUUCGUGGGCUCAGCGGCUUCGCUCCCAGGACUUCCAACUUGUGUGUCACAAUGGCAACACAGCUGAUGUGACCGAGUGGAGAACCUGCCACCUGGCCCGAGUCCCUGCUCGGGCCGUGGUUGUGCGGCCAGAUACAGAUGGGACAGUUAUCUUCCAGCUCCUAAACCAGGGACAACAAAGAUUUAAUGGGGUGGGUGCCAAGUUUCAGAUGUUUGACUCUGCAGCCUACAGAGCCCAAAAUCUUCUGUUCCGAGACUCCACCACAGAGCUCACUGCAAUCACUGCUCAGAAUUACCAGGCCUGGCUGGGUGAGGAGUAUCUUCGUGCCAUGCAAGCUCUGAGCUGCAACCCCAACACAUUGCCAGAAAGCCUGAACUGGUGUGUUGUAUCCACUGAGGAGAUUUGGAAGUGUGGUGAAAUGGCCAUUGCCUUUAGGAAAAAGAAUUUGAAACCAGCAAUUCAGUGUAUUUCAGCCAAGACAAAGGAACACUGCAUGGAGCUGAUCCAGAAAAAGGAAAGUGAUGCUGUAGUUCUGGGUGGAGCUGAUAUUUACACAGCUGGGAAGACAUAUGGCCUUGUACCAGCAGCUGGAGAAAGUUACUCUGCUGAUGAUAGCAGCAAUGCAUACUAUGCCGUGGUGUUAGUGAAACGAAAUGUGUCCAAUGCAUUCACCAUCAGUGACCUGAAAGGGAAGAAGUCUUGCCAUACAGGACUGGGGAGAAAUGCUGGAUGGAAUAUUCCUAUUGGCAUACUAAUUAAGAGGGGGAUUAUUAAGGCCAGAGACUGUAAUAUUCCUCAAGCUGUGAGUGAGUUUUUCUCUGCCAGCUGUGUGCCAUCAGCUGAGCAGGACAAUUACCCAUCAAAACUCUGUCAGCUGUGUAUUGGAGAUGAGAAUGGAAACAAUAAAUGCAGUGCAAGCAGCCAAGAACGUUAUUACAGCUACAGUGGAGCCUUCAGGUGCCUGGCACAGGACUCUGGGGAUGUGGCUUUUGUGAAGCACUCAACAGUGUUUGAGAACACAGAUGGUAAAAACAGUGCUAGUUGGGCCCAAAACUUGAAGUCCAGUGAUUUCCAGUUACUGUGUCCAAAUGGUGCCCGUGCUGAGGUCACCCAGUUUGCAGAUUGUCACCUGGCACGGGUGCCAGCUCAGGCCAUUAUGGUUCACCCAGAUGUCAACGUUUUUGCUCUAUAUGGACUACUGGACAAAGCCCAGGUCUACUUUGGAAACAGCAGCAAUGAAAAUGGAUUUAAAAUGUUUGAUUCUUCAACUUUUCAAGGAAAAGACUUGAUCUUUAAGGAUUCUGCUGUUGAGAUUGUGCCAGUAGAAGAGAAGAGAACAUACACAGAAUGGCUGGGGAGUGAAUAUGUUGAUUCCCUUGAAGGGAUGCAAACACCACAGUGUUCUGGGGCAGGUGAUAAGAUGAGGCAAUACUCACUCAUGGCUACUGUCAUUCCCCUUCUUGUUUUAUGUCCGAUCCAAGGCUUGGACUAG